AUGGCAGAACCAGGACCAUCCACGCAGCCUGCUCCCGGCGAUGCAGACCCGGUGAGGAAGAAGAGCCUCGUAACACAGGAAGAGGCUGCCGAGGCCUCCCACGUCGAACACAACCUGACCUUCACCGAGGCCGUGAAGCUGUACCCCAAGGCUAUCGGCUGGUCGGCGUUUGUGAGCAUCGGUGUGAUCAUGCUAGCCUUCGAUCCUCAGCUCGUUGGAAAUCUGUACUCUACCCCUCAAUUCCAAAGAGAUUUUGGAUACAUGUACGAGGGCGACUACAUCAUCAGUGCGCCCUGGCAGAUGGGACUCAGCAUGGGGAACCCCGUGGGCCAGGUAGUCGGCGCUCUCUUCGCUGCUUAUCCAAUGGAGAGGUACGGGCGCAAGCUCACCUAUUCCGUUUGUGUUUUACUUGUCGCCGGCCUUGUCUUUAUUCAAUUCUUCGCGCGAGAUAUACGUCUCCUCCUGGCUGGAGAACUUUUGGCCGGCCUCGUCCUCGGCAUGUUUGUUGUCAUCGCCCCCGCGUACGCUUCCGAGGUAUGCCCACUCGCUCUUCGUGGACAUCUCAGCUCCUUCGUCAACUUGUGCUUCGUUAUGGGUCAGCUUCUCGCGAAUGGGGUCACGGCGGGUACACAAAAGCUAGACAACCAUUGGGCGUAUUCCAUCCCAUUUGCUUUGCAAUGGUUUUGGGUUGCGGUGAUCCUUCCAGGCCUUUGGUUUAUACCUGAAAGCCCCUGGUGGCUGGUUCGAAAGAACAGAAUGGAAGAGGCAAAAAAGUCGCUGGGGCGACUGGCUUCGGACAAGGUCAACGUGACAGCAACCUUGGCGUUUAUUGUGCAAACCGAUAGACUAGAGCAAGAGAUGGAAGCAGGAAGUACCUAUUUGGAUUGCUUUCGACCAAUUAAUAGGAAGCGGACAGAGAUAUCAAUCGGUGUAUACUGCACUCAGGUUCUGAGUGGGAUUUAUCUCAUCAACUAUGGGACGUUCUUUUUUCAGCAAGCAGGUCUGCCCACUGAUCAGGCUUUCAACAUGUCCGUUGGAUUUUUGGCUGUUGGAUUCGUAGGCACGCUUGUAUCAUGGGUACUGAUGCUUCGAUUUGGUCGGAGAUUCCUCUUCAAUUGGGGUCUCACAGCUCUGACUGUUCUACAACUCCUCAUUGGAAUACUUGAUUGUGUCCCAGGCCGCCCAUCUUCAGUGAUCUGGGCCGAGUCUUCCCUCAUGCUUGUAUGGAAUUUCUUCUACGACAUCUCUGUCGGGCCCAUCUGCUUUGUGUUGCUUUCCGAAUGUUCGGCCACCCGUGUUCGUUCAAAAACCAUUGCAACAGCUACAGCAGCACAAGGAAUUCUUGGAAUCAUAAUGACGGUCGCCAUUCCAUAUAUGAUCAACCCUGCCGAGGCGAAUAUGCAAGGCAAGCUGGGCUUCUUCUUCGGUGGAUUGGCUGGUUUGUGCUUGAUAUGGGCUUUCUUCCGAGUGCCAGAAACCAGGGGCCGAACAUACGAGGAACUUGACUUGCUGUUUGAUUGGAACGUUCCUGCAAGGAAAUUUAAAGGCUACCCGGUGGAGCUAGAAGGCUCCGUUGCUCAACGAUAG
Molecule: messenger RNA, 1587 nt
Organism: Clonostachys rhizophaga
Lineage: Eukaryota; Fungi; Ascomycota; Sordariomycetes; Hypocreales; Bionectriaceae
Source: the annotation of a GenBank genome assembly